UCAUCCGUGUCAGCUUAGACUACCGGCCACCGCCAGAGCGAAGGGCUGUCUGUCACUCUCUCUAUCGCACACGGUAGUUUCCCCAAGCUAAUUUUACAAGUACGUUGCAUCAGAUCGCCCUAUCCAUCACCACCACCACCACCAACGUACGUUUUCCAGCAUAAACCCCAAAAUCCAAAUUCAUGGUUCCCGCAUCCCCCAGAUUGAUUUGACGAAGAAUUUAGUUGAUUCCAUUUGAAAAUGCUCGGAGAUGGUGGAGAGAUCCCUUCCAGGUACGAAUUGUUGAGCAUGGUGAAGAAGCACUCCAACUCGUUAGGGAAAACCAUCGUGGACGAGCCGUUGGAAGCUGAUGCUACCGACGACGUCGAGUUUGAUCCGAGAUUUUGGCAUGAUGUCUUCGAUUUGUAUUUUGUUCGUGGCAAAGAGUCCAGGGGACGUCAGGACGACGAUCUCCUAUUCUUCGUUAGAAAAUUGAGUUCGCAGGGAUAUGGUUUCAAUGACAAUGCGGAAGCUGUUGCUCCUUACUUUGUACGCAGGUGGACACCCGAGUUGGACACGUUAGUUGGAAAAAGUUCUGUUGAAGUGGAUUGGAGGUGCUCAUUUUACUUGAACUUGAUUGCUCACACUUCAUUCACUGUGACAGUAGCAAUUUGCAGUCAUCAGGACCUUCGGAAUCAUCAAGCUGGGCAAGAUAAGCCCUUGCUACCUAUAUAUAAGGUUGUAAAAACUGUUUAUGCAUCUCCAACUCGUGUCAACUUUCAUUUGGAUUCCAGAAAGGAAGUGGAGACAAUACCUGCCUAUCCAGAUAUCUGUUUUGCGGUUGAUGACUUCGAUUCUACUUUUGAUGCAGUGGUCUUGACAGAAACAGACCAUUGCUAUUGUGUACUUCUCAAUGCAAAUGAUGGGGCAGCAUUUCCCAGCGAUGAUGCAAAUCAUGGGGCAACAUCUUCUAUUGAAAAGGAGCCACAAGAUUGCAGUUCCAGCAAUAAUUCAUCUUUGACAGCUGAUAAUAAUUUGACCAAAAGUACCAAGCUUACUCUCUUCUCGGGAUUUGUGAGCUAUCAAAUGGUUCGAGACGCUUAUGAUGCGGGAAAAUCUCGAUUUGGGAGCCUUCUGUCACUAGGACAUUCCCCUGGAAAAACGGACAGGCUAUACAUGAAAGGUCCUGGUGGAAGGGGAGAGGUUGAAGUUGCCGUUUCUGGUGUUGUAGAUCAAAGCCAGCAGGACUCGGGCCCCUUUUCACCGGUUGCAUCGAGGAGAGAAUUUGGAAUUGGCUCAAUUGUUCGUAAAGCAGCAUCUGUUGCAUCUGUGGCAGCAAAACAUGCCUAUGCAGCUACUGGGGCUACACCCACGAGUUUUGAUGAAGAAAUGGUGCCUCUGAAAUGCUGCUUGAUGUCCAUUUCAUUGCCCUGGGAGCACAUUGCUCAUGACCUGUUGUUUAAGGGAGCUCCUCCUGUAAACUUAUAAGGACCUAAUGUAUACCCAUUGGUAAAAUACAUGAGAAUGGAUCAUAUGGAGGUAAUACGUGGCUGGCAAGCAUUUGUUUAUUUUGAGGCAUGGAGUUAGCCCCCCGCCAGAACAUGAAGGGCGAUUACUCUGUAAUCGAAGCUGUACAUGGAAAUCUCUCUCUCUCCCUCCCUCCUUGUCCACAUCUUGCUGGGUUAAGUGUCAGUUGGCUAUUGGUAGAUCAUUUUGUUGAAAGUUAAUACAUGUAGUUUCAGCGGAGUCCAUAUUGAUAAAAGUUAGUACGUACUUGUAGUCUUGUCGCGAUGCAAGAAAUUAAAUAGUUAAGUUAUUAGUUAAGUUAAAUUUGUAUUAGCUUACAGA
This is a messenger RNA of Juglans microcarpa x Juglans regia, 1827 nucleotides long. RefSeq lists its product as uncharacterized. The transcript is spliced from 12 exons. NCBI's taxonomy places the organism in Eukaryota, Viridiplantae, Streptophyta, Magnoliopsida, Fagales, Juglandaceae. The coding region runs from base 241 to 1467 and encodes 408 amino acids. The record is from RefSeq and is a predicted model, not a curated record.